AUGAAAGACUUCAUCUCUCGCUUUGGCCAAAUCGACAGCGACGGUCAGCCAUACCUCUCGAGCUCCCGGCAGUCCAUCAUCACCUCCCUCCUCUCCGCUGGGACGUUUAUUGGCGCGCUCGCACAGGCGUACACCUCCGACCGCUUCGGCCGGCGGGGUUCUAUUCUCAUCUGGUCGGGGAUAUUCACCGUUGGCACCGUCAUUCAGACGAGCACAAUCCAUUCAAUUGCCCAGAUUACCGUUGGCCGAUUCAUUGCCGGCCUAGGAGUUGGUGCUCUGUCAGCCAUCGUGCCGCUUUACAAUGGAGAAACUGCCCCGAAGGCGAUGCGCGGCAUGCUCCUGGUCUUGUAUCAGAUGCAGAUCAUUAUCGGAAUCUUCAUCAGUUACGUCAUUGACCUUGGAACGCACCAUCUUAACGGACCCGCAUCAUGGCGCAUUCCCGUCGGUCUGCAGAUGCUCUGGGGUUUCAUACUCCUGUCAGGCAUCUUCUUCCUGCCCGAAUCACCCCGUCACUUAUUAGGUCAAGGCCGCGAGGAGGAGGCCCGGAAGGUCAUUGCGGAGCUCAACAGCGUCGAGGUAGACGACCCGGUUGUGCUCGAGACGAUCGAGGACCUCGAGUACGGCAUCAAGGCAGAGAACGAGGGCGGGAAGGCGACGUGGCUAGAGUGCUUCUCGACGCGCAACAUGCUGUGGAAGCGCACCAUCAAUGGCAUGAUGCUCCAAUUCAUACAGCAGCUGAACGGCCAGAACUUCUACUAUUAUUACGGUGACACUUUUUUCUCGAGCGCUGGUACUUCACUCUCUCCAUACGCCAUACAAACCAUCCUGGGCGGUGUAUCUGUCGCUGGCACGAUCCCCGCGCUGUACCUCAUCGAGACCUGGGGUCGCCGCAGGUCCCUCCUCACCGGCGCCCUCCUCGAAGCACCAUGCGCGAUUAUCGCUGCCCUCGCGGGGCACUUCAUGCUCGCCAAAACCGGUACGCCCGACAGCCAGCUCACGUCGCGGAAUCGCACGGGUGGGGAUGUCCUGAUCGCCUUCGGUAUCCUACAAGUUUUCGCAUAUUCUCUCUUCUGGGGACCGACGCCAUGGGUGUAUCUUGGCGAGAGCUUCCCGCUGCGCGUCCGCUCCAAAUGUAUCGCACUAGGCAGCGCGACCAACUGGAUCUGGAACUUCCUCCUCAGCUUCUUCGCGCCGCGCAUCGCCUCGGACAUCGGGCCGCUGAUUCUGCUCAUCUUCUUCGGGAUGCUGCUUUUCGGGUUCGUUUACGUGUACCUAUUCAUCCCCGAGACGAAGGGCCUUUCGCUCGAGGAGGUUGACGAGCUGUACCGCGCAAACGUCGCGCCGUGGCAGUCGGCCGGCUGGCGCCCGACCGAGAAGCACCUUCACGACAAGGCGCCAGAGGCGACGGAGGUGCGGGAGGUGCGGGAGAAAACCGAGAAGGGCGAGGUUAUCGACGGGGAGAGCGUGUGA
Sparassis crispa is the source of this 1470-nucleotide messenger RNA. RefSeq names its product Hexose transporter 2. Lineage: Eukaryota; Fungi; Basidiomycota; Agaricomycetes; Polyporales; Sparassidaceae. Gene Ontology annotation, molecular function: carbohydrate:proton symporter activity. The transcript is spliced from 10 exons. Gene Ontology annotation, biological process: carbohydrate transport; transmembrane transport. The coding region runs from base 1 to 1470 and encodes 489 amino acids. The record is from RefSeq and is a predicted model, not a curated record. Gene Ontology annotation, cellular component: plasma membrane.